AUGGUUCUGGUAUUCCAGCAUGCGAGUGUCAAUCUGAGCACAUUUUUAGAGGCAGGUGUACGCUUUCGUCUUUCAUCUUUAUUUGAUCGCGUUAGAAGAUGCCCGUUGAUUACGGUUAGCUUACCGGGUGGAAAUGGAGAUGAGCUUUUUCUAGGCCUCUCUUCGCGUGGAGCAAGCAAUACUCUCCUUGGAAAAGGCUGCUUGGUCGUUCAGGAUGUUGCCGAGCAAGAUUGUCAUCUUCGAGGUCAAUUUCGACCAGUGUUCUGAACCGCCUGCAUG
Messenger RNA from Loa loa (African eye worm), 279 nucleotides. RefSeq lists its product as hypothetical. Bases 1 to 267 code for a protein of 88 amino acids. The record is from RefSeq and is a predicted model, not a curated record. NCBI's taxonomy places the organism in Eukaryota, Metazoa, Nematoda, Chromadorea, Rhabditida, Onchocercidae. The transcript has a single exon.